Molecule: messenger RNA, 4720 nt
Organism: Nothobranchius furzeri (turquoise killifish)
Lineage: Eukaryota; Metazoa; Chordata; Actinopteri; Cyprinodontiformes; Nothobranchiidae
Product: phosphatidylinositol 3-kinase regulatory subunit gamma
Biological process (GO): phosphatidylinositol phosphate biosynthetic process; insulin receptor signaling pathway
Cellular component (GO): phosphatidylinositol 3-kinase complex
Molecular function (GO): 1-phosphatidylinositol-3-kinase regulator activity
Source: RefSeq, a predicted model, not a curated record
AGCCUCCGUCCGAAUGUGCCCUCUCCGUCAGUGAACGGUUUAAAAUGAAGCCGAGGAGGCGCCGGGUUUUGCGGAGGAGAAGAAAAGGAAACUGUAAAAGUGGAGCUGGUAUCUGCCAAAGCCUCGUUUAGAGAUGACGCUGCUGAAACAAUCUUAGUAUCCAAACGCAGAGGGCCGUGGUGAAGAAGGGCCCGAGCUGUUAGCAUCGGUGUAAUGUGGGAGAGCCGCCGUAACCCGGUGCCUGCGUCAUUCAUUUUAGCUAUUUAUUCCAUUCUGAAGCGGGAAUUCAGAUAAAGGACUUAAUUUUAGAUAGAUUAACUUAUAGUUUAUUUAAUGACGAGUUGUUUGUAGUUUAAUUUGUUCGCAGUUUGUAGGUUUUACAUUUAACUGGCAGAAAAGGAAUGUACAAUACAGUGUUAACGGCGGAGAAAUCCGUGGAGGACGGAGACUGGCGGGACGUAAAGAUGCCCUACUCUACCGAGCUGAUCUUUUACCUGGAAAUGGACCAACCGCCAGCUCUCCCUCCAAAAUCAGCCAAGUCUCAGCUGUCUUCAUCAGGUGUGAUGGGAGGAGGCAGCAGUAACGGUGCCAUGGAGGGAGGAGAAGGAGGCUCUCUGCAGGAGGCUGAGUGGUACUGGGGAGACAUUUCCAGGGAGGAGGUGAACGAUAAGCUCAGAGACACGCCUGAUGGGACCUUCCUUGUUCGAGAUGCUUCCACCAAGGUGCAGGGCGACUACACACUCACGCUGAGGAAGGGAGGCAACAACAAGCUGAUAAAGAUCUACCACAGAGAUGGGAAGUACGGGUUCUCCGACCCGCUGACCUUUGGCUCUGUGGUGGAGCUCAUCAACCACUACCGACACGAGUCUCUGGCUCAGUACAACACCACGCUGGAUGUCAGGCUCCUGUACCCCGUCUCACACCUCCAGCAGGAUCAGCUGGUGAAGGAGGACAACAUCGAUGCUGUGGGGAAGAAACUGCAGGAAUAUCACAAUCAGUAUCAGGAGAAGAGCAAAGAGUACGACAAGCUGUAUGAAGAACACACAAAGACCUCACAGGAUAUCCAGAUGAAGCGGACGGCCAUCGAGGCCUUCAACGAGACCAUCAAGAUCUUUGAGGAGCAGUGCCACACCCAGGAGCGCUACAGCAAGGACUACGGCGAGCGUUUCUGUUGCGAGGACAACGACAAGGAGAGGGAGAGGAUCAUGAUGAACUACGAGAAGCUGAAGUCUCGCCUCGGAGAGAUACACAACAGUAAAGACCGGCUGGAGCAGGACCUGCAGAUGCAAGCUAUGGACAACCGUGAGACAGACAAGAAGAUGAACAGCCUGAAGCCCGACCUCAUCCAGCUCCGCAGGAUCAGGGACCAGUACCUGGUAUGGCUCAAUCACAAAGGAGUCCGUCAGAAAAGAAUCAACGACUGGCUCGGAGUCCAGACCGAAAACCCAGAUGAAGGCUCCUCUGUGAGUGAAGAGGAGGAGAACCUGCCUCACUACGAUGAGAAGAGCUGGUUUGUUGGGAAUCUGAAGCGAACGGAGGCUGAAGAGCUGCUGACCGGGAAGCCAAGCGGAGCCUUCCUGGUCCGGGAGAGCAGCAGGAAGGGCUGCUACGCCUGCUCUGUGGUGGUGGAGGGCGAGGUGAAGCACUGCAUGAUCUACAGCACACCACGAGGCUUCGGCUUUGCCGAGCCCUACGACCUGUACGGCAGCCUGAAGGAGCUGGUGCUCCACUACCAGCACACCUCGCUCGUCCAGCACAAUGAUGCGCUCAGCGUGCGCCUCGCUCACCCCGUCUACGCUCACACUCUCUCUGUACGCAGGUGAGCCCCGUCCACCCAGAGGAGGGGCGGAGUCUGACCACACGCCACAGCGGAGGGCGUUCCUCUUAAAGACUGCUUCAUUUGCACAAGAAGGUUUAGAUGUUUGAAUGUGAGAUAAAAAACAAGACUGAGAGAAACGGAGAAGUCGAACGGCUGCUACCUAAACUCCAGCUCGGACAGCAAAGCGACAUACGUGUAGCAUAAGGAGCCGCCUGCUGCUGAUGGACAACCAACUCAAGGUUUACUUUACUUCUGCUUUGCUCACCUUGUUUUGUGCCUAUGUGUUAACGUCCCGGAUCAGAACCGGAGACCUUGUUCUGUUUCCAGUGAGGAGAAAUGAGAGGUUGUGUGUUUAAAUCCCACAUUUCUCAGAUUUGGACCACAAACCAAAACGUUUAGACUCAUCAGUCACACGCCGCAGAAGUUAUUGGACCCGGAAGUUCUCAUUUAUUUGUAGUUUAGUCACCAGACCCACAACCUUCUAAGAAACUACGGAGGCUGAGAGAGCUCAAAACACUGCAAAAGUACUGCCACCUAGUGGUCAUGUUAGCGAUCACACCUAAAUUAAAGCUGCAGUCCUUCUAGUUCCCCUAAACAACUCCAGCCAAUAAAAUGCCGUUUCUGCUGGAUUUGGUUCCAUCCUUUGAAACACUUCCUGCUCCACCUGGAAAGUCUCAGAUCAUAAAUGUCAGAAAACAUUUGUGGCGUUUUGAACUUUUUCUGCUAAACUCAGAGAAAAGGUGCCGCGUGGCGAGGAUGCAGCUCAGCCGUAAUCAGCUGGAACGUUUGACUCCGGACUUCCUGUUGGGCGUGUUGUUCUAAAGAACAGAAUCAGCAAAGUCUCCGCUGAAACCUCAUCGACUGAGACGGUUCAUGAAGACUACCGAAACCAGAGUCUGUUUGCUCAUUGAAAGCUACGGAUGGGAACCAGUUUGGAGUUGCUGGUUCAUCUACAUUUGGACUCUACGGUUUCCACCCGGACCUCACAGGAACACGAAACCUAAUUAGACUCGAUUCCACAGCCGAGCAGCAGAAGCCUUCCCGAUCAGAGACGUCUACACCGUGUUUGGUUGGAUCUUUGGUCCUGGACCUGGAUCCGACCGGAUCCCCUCUGAAGUGGGAUUGUUGAUGAAUGUACAAACGUUUGCGUUCAUACGGGAUCAUCUUCAGGUGCUACUGGGAUCACAGGCACAUCUGAUUGGAUCGAUAUUGCGUCUUUACCCUCAGGUGUAUUCAGGUUUUCCUACCAAGGCCGUUUGGAUAAAAACUAAACUAAUCAGGGUUUUUCUGCGUCAGUCUAACUAAGCUAAACUCUUUCUGUGGGCGUGUUCUUGCCCCCGUCACACUUUAGUAACAGUGUCUGGUUGUAGGGAAUUCCCGCUCUCCUGACUUGGAGCGCUGCUCACAGUUGAAUGUUUGUAUGAAGAGUUUAUUACAGAUGGAAGUAUUUGGUUUAGGAAGACCGAUGGGCUCCUGCACACGGAGCGUCUAGAGUUGCACACGUUUAUUUCUCCGUGAUCCGUCUUAUACAGAAAGAAUUCUAUAUUUACAGUUUUUAUGGAGCUAAACGGCUCGUUUUCACUCUUCCUGAAACAUUUGGACCAAAGAUUUUAGUUUUCAGUCUCCUUUCUCAGAAAGGGAUUUUACUCUGUAAGACCGUCACAAAGCUGAGGAAGGAAAGAGCAGGUUCAUGUUCUGGUGGAAGGAUCCAUCUCCCGUCCUUCCAAAGCGUUCCUUGUUCAAGGAAAACUACCAAACCUCAGAGUCACAGCAUUUUGCACAGAAAGACCCAGCCAGAGUUCCUUUGGUUGGUUUUCUUUGGGGAAUUAGUUUUGCACAAUCUUCAACAAAAACUGGUUGUUUUUCAGAUGUACCAUAGAAUCCUUAUAAAGUUUUAGUUGCUUGGGUUUCUCUAGUCGUCGGGCUGAAGCUGUUCCUGUGGGGUUAAAGUCGCAGCUACGGAAGCCCCGCAGCGUUUCUGUACUGGGGGUAGAGGACCUCCACUUUUCCCACCACAUCAUGCAAUAUUCCUCCUCCUGUCGCCCAGAUUUGAGAUGGGGGCAAGUGUAUCAAGCCCCGCCCACAGACCAGGUGUGGCGCUCCAACAGACGGAAAGCAAAGCGUGGGUUAGUGGGAUAAACCCAAACAGGUUUGAUCAAGUUUACUUUUCUCGACUGUUUAGAGUUUUCACUUCUGGAAACUCAGCUCUUUCUUACAAAAAUACACUCUAGGAAAUGGGUGUGGCUUAGGAGGCUCCGCCCCAGCAACAUAAACCCAACACCUGCCGCCUCGUUUGAGUGUUUGUGCUGGCCAAUAUCCCACGACUGUUAACCGCAGAAUUCCUGGAGCCAGAGCAGAUCUGCAGAGUUUUAUCUGCAGUGAGGUUUGAAUGUUUGUUGUUCUCCCCGGAGUCGUGUCGUGUUCUUACUGCUGCUGAUCCCAGCCUCUUCUAUUAAAGAACUAAAGGAUUUUUCACGUUCCCUUUUGACAGGAUUUCUGAUCCAGCAUGCAUAUUUGGUACUUGACUGUUGUUUUUUGUGUAUCAAAGAAGAAAGUUUUAAAGAUGUCUUUUGUCUCUUUGGUGUUUUCAGAUCUGAUCUAGCAUCAGCGCUUACAGCUGAAACCCAUUCUUGUCUCUGUCAGUUUAACUCAAACAACGUACAGCUGAGCCUGACCCGAUCAGUGGUUCUGCACAAGUCAGACUGUUGGUUUUGAACCCUGUUGGGCUUUGUGGGCCUGUCUGACUCUGGUGUCAGCAGUACCAGCUGCUGGGUCGCUCUACAUUCUUGUAUCGGUUGCAACUGUUUGUUGAUUGGGUUCUGAACUGGAGUCGUGUUUCAACGAAGCUCCACCAUGUUGGAUUAUUUGGCAGAAUAAAACAAUAUUUUCUUCAAAUACAAA